AUGAUGAUAUCGCGAGAUGGCAGUCCGGUUCUUCCUUCAACACCGGGAGAGUGUGUCCCUGCCGAUCCGCCUAUGACACUUCCAAUUACCUACUACUGGGAGCAUCAAUAUCAAUAUCGGGAUGGACAAGCUCUCUACCAGACUCAUCUCAAAACUCUCAAAGACUGUCACAACAAUUGUGUCCAAAAUCUCACUUGUGGCACUUACUAUUGGUCAGCCACGAAUACAUCAUGUGUUUGGUAUAAAACAACUGAAAUUUACAAGAACCAAAUGCAAUCUCAUUCGUCUUCUGAAGUCAUCUUUUCCCGACGCUACUAUCCGCUAACAACAAGUCGAUUCAAUUACGUUACGAGGAAUCCCUACACGUAUAUCUAUCAAAAUCUAGCAGGCACUGGACAAUCCCAAUGGCAGUACAGCUACAACCAG
Molecule: messenger RNA, 426 nt
Organism: Mesorhabditis belari
Lineage: Eukaryota; Metazoa; Nematoda; Chromadorea; Rhabditida; Rhabditidae
Source: the annotation of a GenBank genome assembly